AUUCAAUGUUCGUUAAAGCAGACUUUCAAUGUCGGUUCAUUACAGUAGUUUAUUUAUUCUUAAAAAGACUAAUACUCCCUCUGUCCCUAAAAGAAGUUCCAUUUCGCUUAUCGAGGGUCAACUUAAAUCACUCUUAAACUCUUACUUUUUAUAUCAAAAUUUUAUAAAAGUUAAAUUAUUUUUUGCAGGCUUUGCAGCGGAUUUAAUGUAGUUUAUGAAUAUGUAAAUUUUAUUUACUAAAAAAAAUCCGAGUUUUCACAGGGAUCAUUUAACUUUAUCGUCAGUCAACCUUCGUAAUCCGCAAUUGAAACAACAUUUAGGGACAGAGGGAGUAAUAAGUAAUUACUACGUGGAGUAUUACGUAGAAGUAAAGAUGAAACUUUUAUUUAUUUAACAUAUAUAAAUUCAGUAUUAUUACCAAACAUCUUAUGGGUCGAUGACAUCAUUGUUGUGAUACUUCCAACGAGAUCACAUCUUCAAAAUCCACCCUCACAUGUAUUAAGGAGUACUACCUACUCCGUAUUAUUUAGUAAUUCCGUAUUAGAGGUCGAGUCGAUAUCUUCAUGCGAUAUAUAUGUCCGUACGUAUUAGAUUAAAUGGAUCGGCACUGGUCACAAUCAAACGCACAUAGACAAAAUUGCCUGCAUCUUGGUGUACACCUACUCCCCUGUGCCUGCAGCCAUCUCCUACUGAGCACACGGCGGCCUCUGCCGCCGCUGCUUGAUGCCGCUGUCGCAGGCGGUGUUUUAACAGCGGCCGUAGAAACCGUCGUCGAUGCUUCGCUUCCCAAGAUGGCCGCCGAACCAUUGCCGCCGGUGCAAAGCACCAAAAGGAGCAGCAAGAUCAUGACCCCCACGGCCAUUUUGGAAGACAUCGCUGCCUUUUCCCCUGCCAUGCUAUGGCGGCGUUGCGCUACUGAGCUGAAGUGUAGUGUUUUCUGUGGGUACAACGUUCAGCACCUAUUUAUAGAGAGGAGUAUGGGUUUUGAUUCAGAGUUCACCAAUUUUUAGUUUGAUUCUAUUCGGUUUCUAUUCAAAUAUUCAAUACGAUUUAAUGAACUAUUGUCAAAACGUAGUAAGGAUUUUCUAUUCAAAUAUUCAAUACGAUUUAAUGAACUAUUGUCAAAACGUAGUAAGGAUGUUUUCUUUUGGACUGAAAUUUGCUGGUCUGGUCUGGUCUGGUCUGUUUAAGUCUGGUCUGAUCUGGUCUGUUUAAGUAUGGUCUGAACUGGUCUGGUCUGGUAAACGUCUGGUCUCUGUGUAUUUUAUAACUACGGAAGUCUGGUCUGGUCUGUUUAAGUCUGGUCUGGUCUGGUCUGUUUAAGUCUGGUCUGGUCUGGUCUGGUUUGGUCUGGUCUGUUUAAGUCUGGUCUAGUCUGGGACUGAAAAUAGUCCAAAAGAAAACAUCCUAAAACAUACAAGGACUAUGUUUCGAUUUGACCUGACUCGAUUUAAUUUGAUUUUAUUCAUUUUGCAUUUGUUAUUUCAUUGAGGUUUAUAAUUCAAUUUAAUUUUAUUUGGGUUUUCACGGUUUUGAUUUGUUCAAUUCGGUAGAGUUUGAGAGAAAUACUAAUGGCAUGUUUACUAGCAGAAAUAAUUUUCAGUUUUAAAAAUGGAAAACUAAAAAAUGAAAAUAGAAAAUUGUAGAUACAAGAACUAAAAAAUGAAAAUAGAAAAUUGGAGAACGAAAAUCAGAAAAAAACAACUGAAAAAUAUAUUUGUUAGUAAAUAAACUCUUACUAAUUUU
Molecule: messenger RNA, 1746 nt
Organism: Cuscuta epithymum
Lineage: Eukaryota; Viridiplantae; Streptophyta; Magnoliopsida; Solanales; Convolvulaceae
Source: the annotation of a GenBank genome assembly